Messenger RNA from Heterotrigona itama, 3690 nucleotides. Lineage: Eukaryota; Metazoa; Arthropoda; Insecta; Hymenoptera; Apidae. The record is from the annotation of a GenBank genome assembly.
GAUCUACGAUUCAACAACAUAGCUGAGCUUCGACCAGGCUCUUUCCAUAGUCUGUCCGAUUUACACACGCUCUUAUUGAGCGACAACCACAUCAGACAUCUCGCGCCAAGAACUUUCGAAGGCGCGUCCAACUUGAAGAUCCUCUAUCUGUACAAAAAUCGUUUGGAACGGAUCUCGCCGGGAGCAUUCUCUGGACUAUCAAAAUUGGAACAAUUGUAUCUACAUUUCAACCGACUGAAAGAGAUUAAGAAGGGCACGUUCAAUGAUUUACCGUCGUUGGAGAGGCUUUUCUUGCACAGCAAUAUGCUGCAUCAUCUACCAGCGGACGCUUUCCACAAUGUGGGACCCAUGACACGGCUUCGUCUAGAUAGCAAUGCUCUCGUUUGCGACUGUAAUUUGGUCUGGCUGGUACAGAGGCUUCAAAGCAAGCCAUCUGAGAUGGCGGCCUUCUGCCAGUCGCCGAACGAGAUGAAGGGCAGAUCGUUGACAACCAUGUCGAUGGACGAUUUCCAUUGCACUGAACCACGCAUAAUGAAUGGCCCUCAGGAUGUGGAAGUCCGGCUGGGAGGGACCAUUAGCUUUACCUGCGAGGUAAUAGGAGAUCCGAUACCGGAAAUCAAAUGGAUGCGGGACUCUAAUGAAGUAUCGGCCGAUGGGAACCAUUACGUAAUCCAAGAUGAUGGAACAUUAGUAAUAUCGGAUGUAACGGAACAGGAUACCGGUGAAUACGAAUGUGUGGCGAAGAGCGAAAUGGGCUUCACAAAGUCGAGAAAGGCCAGAGCUGUAAUCACGGUAUCACCAUCCUUGAGAUUCACCGAACUGCCUGAAUCACAAACUGUCCAAGUUGGUGCAGACGUUUCUUUCACUUGCAAAGUGUACGGUCGCCCUGCCCCAACUAUUCAAUGGUGGAGAAACGGUCAACUGUUGACCAUCAGUGGUCGUAUCACUAUACAGAAUGAAGGAACUUUAUUGAGAAUCUUUGCCGUAAAGGAGUCAGACUCGGCCAGAUAUGUUUGCCAAGCGAGAAAUUCUAAUGGAUACGCUGAAACGAGCGCAGACUUGAGGAUAGUGGAUGAGUCUUACAGCCCUCCUAAGCUGACGUACGAGCCACACGAUAUGGAGGCGGAACCUGGGGCUAUUAUAGAAGUGCCCUGCAGAGUAGAAGGUUUUCCUAAACCCGUGAUACAGUGGAAGAAGGAUGGGACAGCUGUGGAAGGCUCCAGGUUCCGUGUAUCGCGCGGGGGGAGUUUAUAUCUCUACAACGUUACUGCCACGGAUACUGGAAGGUACGAAUGCUCCGCUGUGAACCAAUAUGGCCGUGCGACCGCCCAGGCACUGGUGCGCGUUCGCCAAGCCGAAGCAACGGAUGUCCUGGUAAUAAGGGCCUUCAAGGAUGCUACCGAGGAGAUCGAUCGAGCCAUAAAUAACACGCUGACGGAUCUUCUUAGCGGUAACAGGCGAACGAAUCCGUUUAGACUCGCGCGCUUUCCAGACGCGGUCGGUCGCGCAGCCGCCAGACCGGCGGAAAUUUUUGAGAGGACGUUGGUGAAUAUACGACGAAUGGUAAAUUCCGGCCUAAGCGCAAAUACCAGCGCUGAAUUCCGAUAUGAAGAAAUUCUAACGGCGGAGCAGGUCAGAGAAAUCGAAAGAUUGUCCGGAUGCACGGGCCACAGACACAGAAAGAAUUGCACGAAUAUGUGCUAUCAUAAUAAAUAUCGUAGCAUAGACGGCAGCUGCAAUAACCUACGUCACCCAACUUGGGGCUCCUCUUACACCGGCUUCCGUAGAGUUUUACAGCCAAUUUACGAAAAUGGAUUUUCAUCGCCAGUUGGUUGGGAAAAAGAUCGUCGUUACUACGGAUAUCCGAAACCAUCUGCGCGUUUAAUCUCGACAACUUUGAUAACCACUCGUAACAUAACUUCCGACAGCGGAAUCACACAUAUGGUGAUGCAAUGGGGACAAUUUCUGGACCAUGAUUUGGAUCACGCUCUUCCUGCAGUUUCUAGCGAGUCGUGGGAUGGCAUAGAUUGCAAAAAAUCUUGCGACAACGCUGCACCUUGCUUCCCUAUGGACGUUCCACCUGGUGACCCCAGAGUCAAUAACAGAAGAUGCAUCGACUUUAUCAGAACGAGCGCAGUUUGCGGUUCUGGCGCGACUAGCGUAUUGUGGGGUAGCUUCACUCCUCGAGAACAAUUGAAUCAACUAACUAGUUACAUGGAUGCUUCCCAGGUAUAUGGUUAUGACGACGCUUUAGCCAGAGAUCUCCGUGAUUUGACUACAGAUCAUGGCCUGUUACGAGAAGGGCCUACAAUUCCCGGUCAUAAGCCUCUUCUUCCAUACGCUUCUGGUCAGUUUGUUGAUUGCAGGAGAAAUCCCUUGGAAAGUUCCAUCAACUGUUUCGUAGCCGGCGACAUCAGAGCCAAUGAACAAGUUGGUCUUUUGGCAAUGCACACGGUAUGGUUGCGCGAACAUAAUCGCGUAGCUCGUUCUUUGCGCGACAUGAAUCCCGGAUGGAACGGAGAAAAAUUGUAUCAGGAAGCUAGAAAGAUCGUAGGUGCUGAGAUGCAACAUAUUACAUACCAACACUGGAUACCUCACGUAUUUGGCAGCACCCCGGGAGAGCUGUUAGGUUCCUAUCGAGGUUACGAUCCUAAUCUCGACGCUAGCAUUUCCAAUGUUUUCGCCACGGCAGCUUUGAGAUUCGGUCAUACGUUGAUUCAGCCUCAACUGCAGCGUCUUAACGAAUCUUUUCAAUCAAUUCCACAAGGUCCUCUGAAGCUACGAGAUGCUUUCUUUUCACCGUGGAGAUUGGUGGAGGAAGGCGGCGUCGACCCUCUUAUGAGAGGGAUGUUCGCCACUGCUGCAAAGUUAAAACUGCCUGAAGAAAACUUGAAUUCAGAACUGACGGAACAAUUGUUCUACACUGCCCACGCAGUGGCUUUAGAUUUGGCUGCAAUGAAUAUCCAACGAGGUAGAGACCAUGCACUGCCAAGUUAUUUGGACUGGCGAAGAUUCUGCAAUAUGUCUCACGUUGAGACUUUCGAGGAUCUAGCCAAUGAAAUUCGUAGCGCCAGAGUUAGACAAAAGUUAAGAGAACUGUAUGGUCAUCCUGGGAACAUAGACGUCUGGGUUGGCGGAGUACUGGAAGAUCAACUGCCCAAUGCCAAAGUAGGACCACUUUUCCAAUGUAUUUUGCUAGAACAAUUUAGGCGUACUAGAGACGGCGAUAGAUUCUGGUACGAGAAUCCAACUGUAUUCAAGCCGGAGCAACUCGGCCAAAUAAAACAAACAAGCUUGGCUAGAAUUUUAUGUGAUAACGGCGACAAUAUUGACAGAAUUCAAUCGAACGUGUUCUUACUGCCCGAGAAUGAUAAUAAAUUCGUCAGUUGUGAUGAGAUCCCGUACAUGGACUUGAGAGUCUGGUCCGAAUGUUGCGACGGAUGCGAAGACCACAGUAACACGAUUUCGAGAUUCAGACGUGGCGCAAUCAAAUAUUUAUCACCGCAGAAUAAUCACAUCUCUUUGAAAGAUAUAAGUACACGAAGUCAAAGUGAAAAAAUAGAAUAUUUAGAAAGAACAAUUGAAGAGACUGAGCAGGAGUCUAAGAAGGUUAUGGAUCUUGUAGAAUCCUUGUCUCAUAAGAUAGAAGAACUGAAAUCGCUUUUAAAGGAUGUGAAGAAAUCGAAUAAA